GUCAAAGUAAAGAGGAAAUGCUUCGUUAAAUGUCAUUUAUUUGAUACCCACUAAGAUAUUUUCGCAAUAAUACAUAGCAGUGAUCUUCUUUGAGUGACAGAAUACGUAUUAAAAAAAUAUCAUCUUCGAAAACUCAAUACAGGGAAUAAGAUAUUAAAUUGUGAUCAUAUAUAUUAAAUAUGAAGAUGUUGAUAAGACUUUUUCAUCUGUUAAUGGUGUGUUGUGUGGUAUUGCUCAUUGCUUGCAUACACGACUCUGAAGCAAAGCGAGGCGGGGGAUCAAGAGGAGGAGGAUCUAGAUCAAAAAGUACAUCAGGUGGAUCUAGUUGGUGGUGGAGUAGCAGCAAUAAAAAAUCAUCUUCAUCAUCCUCGAAAUCCUCUUCGGUGGCUACUGGAGCUCAUGCUCCCGCACCAGCCCCUAAGGCGUCAGCUCCUCAACAUGAUACGAGUAUAAAGAAACAAACUUCCCAACUUAGUCAUCAACCGGCAAGCAAUCCCCACUAUGGAAAUAACCAACAAAAUCCCAUUGGAUGGAACGUACCAGGAAACAAACAAGCUGGCCAUCACCAAACUCACAGCUAUCCUACAGGAAACCAACCACAUGGUUCUUGGCCAAAUUCCGGUCAAUACCCUCAACAACAUGGAAGUUGGGGUACACAGCACGGCAGUUAUGGCAAUCAACAUGGAGGAUGGGGUAAUCAACAACAUAGUGGUUGGGGAGGUCAGCAACAAAGCGGUUGGGGAGGACAACAUGGAGGCUGGAACGGACAACAUAGCGGUUGGGGAGGACAGCAUGGAGGUUAUGGCGGUCAAAAUUAUGGAGGUUGGGGUGGUGGUUAUUCUAGUCCCGGUUAUUCUGGUUAUGGAGGAAUGCAACGAGGUGGAUUUAUGGGCGGAGGCUAUGGUGGAGGAAUGGGAGGAUAUGGAAUGGGAAUGGGAAUGGGUAUGGGAAUGGGUGGUAUGGGUGGUUAUGGAGGUUAUUCACCAUAUGGUAUGCAAAAAAAAUCCGGCUUCUUUAGUGGUGGUAGUACCUUUGGCAACAUUUUAACUGGUAUGGCCAUUUACCAUGUAACUUCUAGUUUGGUGAAAGGGAUCUUUGGUGUAGGACAAAAAAGACCAUACAAUGUGUACAAUUACUACAAUCAACCAGCAGAAGCCAGGGAGGAAAUCAAACUACCCUCUAAUGUCUUAACUAUGUGCGAAGGAAAUUUAACUACAGUCUGUACAGGAGCAACCGCUAUCUGUACCACAAAUAAUACAGUUUUGUGUGUUGUUACCAUGUCGCAAGCUGUCCCUUGUACCGAUGAAAAAGCAAUGUGUGUCAAUACUACUAUACCCUGCGCAGACAAAUCUGAUCCACUUUGUCAAAAUACUACUCAACAACAAACAGAAACAACAGUUAAUUUGCCAUGUUAUACAAAUCUCAGUGUUGAUAUUAAUCUAUUAAAUGAACCUGGAGCUGCCAAGACAGGUGAUGAUUAUCAGUAUUGUGUAACGACUAUGGCUGUAGCGGGACCAGAAUACAGCAAGUGUUCAGACGAGAGCAUUUUGGCGAAAUUUAAUUAUAGGAAUAUUUUGGCAGGAAGCUAUAACUGGAAUCUUACAGUUAUGCCUAUGAUGCGCAAAUAUCAAUCAUACAAUUACGACAAUCCAACACAAACUCCUUCUGGCGAAUUGGUUCUACCAUUAACUGCACUGAUACCGUGUAUUGAUAAUGCAACAGUGAUAUGUGCUCCAGAGCUAGUUACUAUCUGUACCGGCUUCGGUGAAAUAAUGUGCAUAAAACCUUUAAGAGCUACAACUUAUUGCGAGCAAUACAAUACUACAUGCCAAACGACCCAAAUAGAGUGUCAAGAAAACAUAGAACAAGAUAUGUUGUGCCAAAAUAAAACAGAAGAGGAACUAGUUACUAAAGAAGAGAAAAAGUUUGUCAACGUAGACAUGCCUUGCUUUGCCAAUGUAACUCUAGACACCAAUUUGCCCAAUUUUGAUAUUACAACGUUUAACGGUACCAUUCCAGCAUCCGCUCCGAGUAGUUUUAUGUACCAUUACCACUUUUGUCUAAUAACUUUAAGUAUACCAGGUCCUGAAACUGAUAUGUGUUUGGUAAAUGAUGGAAAUUAAUCAGAAUCUUAAGCACACUAUCUAUUAAAUAUAUUUUUGAUUUACAUUUAGAAUAUAUUAUAGAAAUACCUAGUUGUUUAAUAUUUUUAGUGUUUAAUAAAACUAAAUUGUUAGUGAAUGAAUAUUUUGUAGUUAUAAAGUAUUUGUCUUUUAGAUCCAAGCAGAUGUUGAGAGAGAAUUUAUUAGAUUUUACCAUAAUAAUAUAGGUACGAAUACUUUUAUACAAUAUCUGUGCCAAUAAGUAAUAAAGAAUUUGUGUAAAGUACCUGUAAUUAGUUUAACUAGUAUUAUUAGCUACUGAUGUUUGGUGUCCCAAUAAAAUAACUUUCUGUAAUAUUUAUAUACCACCAAAUUAUAAUUAUUCAGAACGCG
Messenger RNA from Diabrotica balteata, 2495 nucleotides. NCBI's taxonomy places the organism in Eukaryota, Metazoa, Arthropoda, Insecta, Coleoptera, Chrysomelidae. The record is from the annotation of a GenBank genome assembly.